This is a messenger RNA of Capronia epimyces CBS 606.96, 1329 nucleotides long. RefSeq lists its product as uncharacterized. The record is from RefSeq and is a predicted model, not a curated record. NCBI's taxonomy places the organism in Eukaryota, Fungi, Ascomycota, Eurotiomycetes, Chaetothyriales, Herpotrichiellaceae. The coding region runs from base 1 to 1329 and encodes 442 amino acids. The transcript has a single exon.
AUGGGUAGGAAGAUACAGCGCUACACCAGGACGAUCGAAGUGACCAAGAAUGGCCUAGACGAGAACUUGGAUUCGUUCGUUGACGAUAUUAGACCGAAUCCAUUGGCGGCCAAACAGAACACUGCGCACCUGAUUCGACGAUACCGAGAUAUACUGAAGUUGCAAAAGGAGAUCGCCAAAUUUCGGGAUGAGGUGGUUGAUCCAACUCAACGUUGCCUAGCCGAACUGCACGACAUUUUCCCUAGCAUCAUCGGAUCUUACAAGUUGAUGUUCCGUCUUCAUUUUGACGUCCUGGAGUAUCGUGUCAUCAAUGUGCGGAUUGUCGAUACUCUCAAGCUUUCGGACUACCUGCUCCAACUUCACGACUCUUCUUACGGGGUACAGCGGCAGGGCUUGAAGAUGCUGGAGUUCGCAAACAAGGAAUCUACUGCUUGCGUAGGGUAUUGCGAGGAUGCCCUCGAUGAUCCAGUUGUCAAGUCCGGUCCAUGUAUCGAAAGCGAGAUACGACUGCUACAGAUCCGCUUCCGACUCCUUGCGAAAUCCACGCAGUCCAAACUUUCUGAACUCCGGGCCGAGGCGCAGUUGGAGCCUCAAUCUGCAGACGACAGCAGGCUCAGGGCUAGCCUCGAUGCAGUAAUUGAUAUCUGUCGCCGAUUACCUACCACGCAUGACGGGUUUCUGGACACUGUCCAUGAGUUUGCCAAAGCACUUGGACAAGAAGGCUCCAGCGAUUUCCGGACGGUUCCAAACGUCAAGAACGACACUGUCCGCAAAAUCGAGAAAUCGUGGGGAAUGCACGAAGUCGGCUUCUUGACAACUUGCGGAGAGUCUCAUCUGUACUCGGCGAAAACCUUUCCAGAAGGCUGCCCAGAUUGUGGUAAGUCAGUAACCGCCAUGGAUGACGUCUACCGGCAAAGUUCCAAGUAUCUGUUUGAGAAACAAUUCCUUGCUGCCAUGAACGCAGGGGAUAGCAAGCCUACGAAGGCCACUGCCAACAAUACCACAACGUCGACCAAUGCAUGUGAGACUUCUGCAUCCCAAGAGAUUAUUGUUCAAAAUGCUGUGAUCACGGAACGGAGCAGGGCUGUGACUUCGGAAGAAAGGGUUCUGACAGCUGUGCCCACAAUCAAGCCCGGCAAUGUGAACGAGUUUGGAGUUGCCAACUUGUGUGUCGAUGACUGUGACAAUGCAACGAAGAACAUUUCCAAGGAAGCUGCUCAGAAAGCUGGGCAUGAGCAGUCCCAGGUAGACAACAAAGAGGGAUCGAUCAAAGACUUGACGAACGAAGAAAAGUUCCUCAUAGCAAUGCGCGGAAUCGGAAAGAAAUGA